AUGCGGUUUGCGAAGCGUGCCGGUGGCGGAGUACUGCUUGCGGUGCAGCUGGCCCACGCCCAAUGCUCUGGGAAGAUACACGUCCGGGAGGCUCUUGCAGAGCGUGCGCUGGAAGGUGUACCCCAGUUUGUACUGGAUUAUGCGCCGUUGAGCUACAUUCACCACGAGGACGCUUAUUUCCCGUCCGACCUACAGGCACAGAUUGAUAAUACUCAGCCAGAAGUUGAUUUCAAGGUUGUGUCUGGCGCGGAAUCCCCACUUGAUCUCAACAACCUUGCUUCUCUGAACUCUUUCGGUGAUGAGAUAUACCUUACUUCGAAGGAUGAUAUCACGCAGACUCCACCUUGGCUGAGGGGCGUAAAACCCGACUGCAACGGAAAGACAGAAAACGCCACCACUGCAGCCGUCAUUGUCAAUGACAAAGGGAACGGGACGGUGGACGCCUUCUACAUGUAUUUCUACGCGUACAAUUGGGGCGGCGUCGUGCUCGACCUCCAAGUAGGCAACCACGUUGGGGACUGGGAGCACAACAUGGUGCGCUUCGAGAACGGCGAGCCGAAAUGGGUGUGGUACUCGCAGCACGCCAACGGCCAAAACUUUGCCUACGACGUUCUGCACAAAUCUGGCGAUCGCCCCAUCAACUACGUCGCCAACGGCACGCACGCCAACUACGCCAUCCCCGGCGGCCACGACCACACCAUCCCCAACCUCAACUUGCCCGUAGGUCUGCUGGAGGACCACACUGAAGGCCCCGACGACGGCGGCCUGCUCUGGGAUCCGCUGCUCUCGGCCUACUUCUACAACUACACCAACGCCACCGGCACCCCGACCUUCACGGCGCUCGGCGACGCUGCCGACUCGGUCCCGACGUCGUGGCUCGACUUCCUCGGCAAGUGGGGCGACGAGGAGUACCCGGAGGACGACGACAGGCAGCAGCUGCUGUUCGGCGGUGCGGUUGCGAAGUACGCCAGCGGCCCGACGGGACCGGUCAGGAAGCAGCUGGACCGCAAGGAUAAUGUUAGUUCGUCGACCGACGGUUGGCCGAAUAGUAUAAAGUUUGGAUUCACCUCUAGCCAGCAAGGCAUGCAUAUUGCUUGGUCCAAGGACGCAAAAGACAGAACAACGCGUCGCGGCAAUGGAUGGAGCUUGGGCCGCGCCGCUGAUCCACCGCGGGUGCGCGCAGCUGGUCGACCAUCUCGCAACCUCGCAUCUCACCUUAUCGCUGCAACUCGCCGCAGCGCGCUGCCUCUUGCCGUCGCCACCAUGCAACUGCUUGAGCCCCGUCAGCCGCAUCUACUGUCGCUGCCGGACGAGCUCGUGCUAGACAUUCUCCGCUACCUCGGCGAGGGCGACCUGUUCGAACUCGCCCAAACCUGCCGCUGGGGCUACCGCCUGUCGAUCCCGCUGCUCUGGAGAGACGUCGAGCUCAAGGAUUGCUGGACUCUGCACCCGCGCGCGUCCCGGCCGCAGCUCAGAGCCCGGCGCGUCAUCGACGAGUUGGCGGACGAGCAUGAUGAUACUCCAAUAAUUCGAAAGCUGCUGGUGCUGGCAACCAAGCCCGCCAUCGCCUGUCAUGUCCAGACCGUCCUCCACCGCUGCCACCUCCCGACGCCCAGCAUCUACCACGAGCUCCCGCUCUUUUGCUUCCGCUCGCUUACUCUCUCUGCCGACAGUCGCACCCACAAACUACUCAUGCUGGCCAUUCGGAACAUGACCAACGUACACACGUUAAGGAUCAUUUAUGGACACUACUUCCUCACUUACGGGCUUAUCUGGGGCUUCUUGCACCCACGUCGCCCAAAAAAUGUGCCUUUGAGGCGGCUGUGGCUUGAGUACUGUUCUCUUUCUAUGCCAGAGCCUGGGCCGGUCGGUUCGUCGUUCUGGCCCGACCUCUCAGGCAUUACGAGCCUAAGGCUCAGGCGCCUGAGCUAUCUCAAUGACCUCACACACACCAAUGUCGUAACCCAGGGCAUGGCUCUGAGCAGGGCUUUGAUCCAUAAGAGAAUGCUGCAAAAUGGCAUAGGAGGGGAAUACAUGACCACCAUAGACAAAGUGGUCCCCAAUGGCGCUGCCGCGUCCCAGGCCUCACUGUUGGAGGCGACCCGGCUGGACCAGAUUAUCUACGACGCUCUCCCCGAGGUCAAGGACUUUCUGGAAUCCACCCAUGUGCCUGAAGAUCAGCAGUUUGAAAGGACUCGACCUACCUCCCCUGCGAAAUUCCUGAAGCUUCUCCUGAACGACUCCGCGGCUACAUUAACCUCGUUAAAUCUCGAUAUGCUACUAUCUGACGACGCGUACCGACAGCGCGAGGAAUGGCUUGUCAGAGACAUGUUUUCCUGCUUGAGCCAUUUGCGCUUCCCUCACCUCCGCGCCUUCCAGCUGCGCAAUGUCAUGACUCCUUGGACAAAUUUACCGCGCGGGACGUAUUUACUGGAUAGACUGGAUACACCUGGCUCUCCGACACCAGUUAUCGAUUUCUUGGAGUUCAUGGAAGCCCACCCAAAUAUUUCGUGUCUGUCUUGGCCCAUGGAGAAUUUCUUCAGCCACUUACGCCCAGAGGGUCAGGCGGCAAUUCAGCAAGACCGUGUCAUAUCAAAUCUUGCCCGUACCUUGACAGAACUACGGGUGGACACCACGUUUCAUCCCGAUGCGGAAAGCCACAACUUAGGAGAUUUUCAAUACCCCUUGGGAGCCAAGGGACGGCGCUGGCAUUUCAUCACUAAGUUUGCCUCCCGAAUGACUAAGGUCGAACACCUGAAGAUGGAGGGUGGUAUACCACGUGAGGAGAAGCAUGAGACUAUCCGGGCGCUGUGGAAAUGCCCCCUCAACAAGAUCGUCAUGAUCGCGAAUUCAAGUCCGAUCGGGAACUGCUGGGGAAGCAGCGACUUGUUCCAAAUAAACGGCGAUGAUGAUUGGGACCUUAAUGAAGAGGAUCUGAACGCCUUGAAUGAGACGGCAGCGAAAGCGCCUGCUCCGCCUGGGGCAGACUUCCAGUUUGAACCCCAGUACGACUGGCUCGGCCCGUCCCUGAUGCUGCACACCGUCGCGUCCUUUCACGCCGACACGAUCACCGAGCUCAAAUUUUGCGGUUACGUAGGCGCACCAAUCCUCUUUGCCCCCACGGAGCUCUCACACUCGCUGCUCUCGCCUCUCCGACAUUUCCACAAUUUAAAAUACCUGACCAUGAGCAUGUGGCUGGACACAAACUAUGAGGACCGUCCCCGUGACGAAGAAAUAAUACAAUUCUGGCUCAACACCCGCGACCCAGACUCGUCAGCCAUGAUCGUUCUCGUUCCCGAGUACGACGCCUCAUCCGAAUCCGACUUCAACAUCGACGACAGCGACGUGGAAAUGCGGCCACCAACACCAAUUUCACCUCGUCCGCCAACCACUCCUCCCGGCGCCGCCGACCCCGAGCUACAAUUCUACCACGACCUCCAGGACCACAUCGCCGCCAACCCGAACAAUCCACAUCCGCUCCCAGACCCACCAGAGGAAGUCGCUCAGGCCCAACAAGCUCAACAACAACAGCAACAACCAGGUCCGCCCAACGACGCCGCUACCAACAACGACAACAACAACAACAACAUCAACAUCAACAACAACCACCACCACCACCACCACCACCACCACCACCACCACCACCAACCCCCCGCCGCCAUCGCCCAACACAACACGACGCACCACCUCGUCGCCGUCACGGGCGACCCCGUCACCGGGCCCGAGCCCGUCCUCGCCGCCUCCCGCCCCCUCUCCUGGCCCCGCCGCCUCAACGCAAUGUACGCCCCGCGCGCCCUCGCCGGCCAGGUCGCCCGCCAGAUCGGCCCGUACCUGUCGCCACAGGCCAAAGCCAAAGGCAGUAGUAGUAGUAGGGAAGAAGGUGUCGUGGUUAGGGCGAGUUUCUGCUUGAGUCAUAGUGUGGGGUGGGGGACUGUGUUUGAUAUCGAUGUGGGUGUGGGGACGUGGAUGGGGAUGGGGGAGAGGGGGAGAGGGAGAGGAGGGGGAGGGGGAGGGGGAGGAGGUGGAGGGGGAGGUGGUGGUAGUAGCAGCAUCGAGGCGGUGAGCGGUUGGAGCGCCGGGAUGGCCUCCGGGCUGGGAGAGGGGAAGGUCUUGUGGUGGGAGGGGCCGAGGGAAGAGGGCGAGCGGAGGAGGUGGUGGGGGAAGUUGAAUGGGAGGCGGUGGUUUUGA
Diplodia corticola is the source of this 4188-nucleotide messenger RNA. Its product is annotated as vacuolar protein sorting-associated protein 62. Gene Ontology annotation, molecular function: protein binding. Bases 1 to 4188 code for a protein of 1395 amino acids. The record is from RefSeq and is a predicted model, not a curated record. The transcript is spliced from 8 exons. NCBI's taxonomy places the organism in Eukaryota, Fungi, Ascomycota, Dothideomycetes, Botryosphaeriales, Botryosphaeriaceae.